Messenger RNA from Chlamydomonas reinhardtii, 3768 nucleotides. RefSeq lists its product as uncharacterized. Lineage: Eukaryota; Viridiplantae; Chlorophyta; Chlorophyceae; Chlamydomonadales; Chlamydomonadaceae. Gene Ontology annotation, cellular component: cell division site; cytoplasm; chloroplast. Bases 177 to 3185 code for a protein of 1002 amino acids. The transcript has 13 exons. Gene Ontology annotation, molecular function: GTPase activity; GTP binding. The record is from RefSeq and is a predicted model, not a curated record. Gene Ontology annotation, biological process: cell division; chloroplast fission.
CCAGCAGUUGUAGACAGCUGGUACCUUGUAUUAGCUUAUAGCGUCUGCGAGCAAGACAGCUGUCGACAAGUGCAUCAACACGAGCGAACUAUGUCCGCGCGCAGGGCUUGAGAGUGUUUUCCCCAUCCGCCUGCCGCCAGCCCUAUCAAUUUUAGCGCGAAAACCUAAUAAUUAGGAUGAAGUCACGGGCGCUGAUUGGCCCUGCUUCCUCAGCCGGAAAUGUCGAGGUGGUGCACCCAGUGCGGGCUUCGCCGGUGAACCAGACUGCGAGCGCUGUGCAUCUGCUGAACGGAGAUGCUGCAGCCCUCAGGAGGCGAUGCGCGGCGCGCUCGCAACGGGUGGUCCGCGUUGCCUAUCGCCAGGGUGACGAGCCAGCGGCCCCGGCAGCGCCCAGCACGCGUACCACAAGCGCUGUCACUGCGACCCCGGUCCAGCAGGUAUCCAUCUCAGUCCCCAUCCAGCCGAACGUGGUGACAGCUGCACCUAUGGCUGCAGCUACCAGCCUCACGGCUACUAUGACUGUCGAUGUAGCUGCGGCCCCGCCGGCAAAGCCAGCCGUGGGAGCGAGUGUCGCGGCUGCAGCGCCAGUGGCUGUGGCCAAGGCGGCCGAGCCUGUGCCGCCCUCGUCGGUUCCUGAUCCGGUUGCGAUGAAGCAACCCAGCAGCGGCGCUGCCCAAGCACUGGCGCAUCCACAGCCGCCGGUUCGCGCGCAGCUCAAGGUGAUCGGCAUGGGUGUGCGCGGGAUCAGCGCCGUCAACCGCCUCAUUGCGGCUGGCACGCUGCCGGAAGCCGAGUUCUGGGCCCUGGACUCCGACAAGCGCGUGCUGUCGGGCGCGGACGUGGCGGCACAUACGCUGGAGGUAGGCCCGGGUGACGAGGCCAGCCUCAGCCCUGAGGACCUGGCCACGCUGGCGAGCGGGCCGGCAGCUGCGGGGCAGGCGGCGGCCAGCGAACCGCUGCAGCUGCAGGGCACUGCUGCCGCCGCCACCUCGUCGGGCCCCGACGGCCACGCCGGCGCCGUUUUCGUACUGGGCAGCGCUUUCGGCAGCCCCGGCGGCGCGCCCAUGAUGCUGCAGCUGGUGCGGCACCUGCGGCGCCAGGGCUACUUCGUGGCCGCCACCCUGACGCGGCCAUUCGAAUUCGAGGGCGCACGGCGGCUGGAGGCGGCGGACGCGCUCAUCAGCACCAUGGAGGAGGUGGCGCACCUGGUGGUGGUAAUUGCGCAGGGUGUGCUAACGCGGGCCAGUGCGGAGCUGACCAUGGGCCAGGCGCAGGCCAUCGCGGACAACACGCUGGUCUACACCGUGCAAUCCACCCUGUGGGCACUCAGGGCGCCAGAGAUCCUCAAGGUCUCGCACGGCGCGUUCCUGUGGCACGGCCGCGACCUGCGCAACAUCAAACGCCCCCUUUUCCCGCCCAUGAUGAGCCUGCUGUCGUGCCCCGGCCACGCCACUCUGGGCCGCGGCCAGGCUGCUCUGCCGCUGCCGCUGCUGCAGCAGGCGGGUCUGGCCAGCGCCCUCAGCACACUGGCGGAGGACGCCGUCAAGGCCGCCGCCGAGUCGCCCUUCCUAGACCACAAGCUGGAGAGCGCCACCGGGGUCCUAUGUGUGCUGCGCGUGCCGCCCUCUGCGCUGGGCGUGGGCGCGCGCCCCGCCGCCGCCGGCCCCAGCAGCAGCACUAACACGCCGCUGGUGGCGGACAACCACAAGGAGUACGCGCUGCGGUCGGCGGUGCAGGUGGCGGCCAUGACGGUGCGGGAGCUGGUGGGUCGGCACUGCCACGACAUCAUCGUCUGCCCGCAGCUUUGCCAGGACCUUGAGUCGCCGUCGCCGCGGGCGAAGCAGCUGCCCCAGCCGCAGGCUGCGGUCGUUGUGCCGGCGGGCGCUGAGUCGGCGGGCGAGGGCGGUGCGGGUGACGCGCAGGAGCUGGUGAUCCAGACGCAGGUGGAGUCGCCGGACGGGACGGAGCUGGUGCGCGUGGAGGUGUCCCUACUGGUGCUGGAGUCUAUCGAGGAGAUGGCUGAGGCCAAGGCCGUCGCUGGUCAAAAGCCAGACCCCGCGGCCGCAGCUGCGGCAGCCGCGGCUGCAAACAUGGCCGCAGCCGCGGCUGCAGACGCGGCGCCGACGCCCACCGCUGCCACCGCGCGCGACCGCAUCGGCUCCGUCAUAUCCUCGCGCGCGCCCUCUACGCCCCGCCGGCCCGGCCCCCGGCCGCUGUCUGCCCGCGGCUCCGGCCCCAGCAUCUUCACGGGCACCAUUCCCGGCCAGCCCACGCCCGAGACUGUGCCUAUGGCAGCAAGUGCUGCUCAGCCCGCUUGGGCGACCGGCUCUGCGGCCAGCGCGCAGCAGCCGGCUGCGCCCGCCGCCGUAGCCUCGGCGGCUCCACCGCCGCAGGCGCCAAGCGCCCGGCCCAGCGCGGCAGCUGCUCCUGCACCAGCGGCGCCAGCCGGCUCAGGCGCCGGAGCCACUGCUGCUUCCGCCGCGGCCGCCGCCGCCGCCAACGCGGCGGCGCGCAAGCAAGCCCGGCUGGCGUCCAUGUCGGCCAUGUCAGCUCUGGCGGGCGGCUCCGCCGCCGCCGUGCACAACAACAUCCUGGGCGCCAGCGCUCUUGGCGCUGCACCGCCGGCACAGCCAACUAACACCCCAGCAGCUGGUGCCGGUGCUGCGGGCUUCUCGCCCACUGGUGUGCCGCUCAAUGCGCGCGGCCUGCCCAUGUACCCGCAGCAGCAGCCGGCGCAGCCGCUGGCCGCGGCUGCCGAGCCGGAGCCAGCCCCGGCCGCCCCAGCACCCGCAGCCAACCCGUUUGAGGGCGGUCUGCAGCAAAUUCCGCGCCUGGCGGAGAGCCUGGUGACGUCACUUGUGGCGCAGUCGCUGGACCUGCCGCCCCAGGCCGCGCGCUGGCGCCAUCAGCAGCGCACGCCGGCUGGCACGCCGCGGCCACCCUCGCCCGCCUUCCACCUGCCCCGGGUGGACGCGGACGUGGUCGAGGACGGCGGCAGCUGGAUGGAGGGCCAGGCGGAGGCGGAGCCGGGUCUGGGCCGCGGUCUGCAGCAGCUGAUCAUGGGCAUGCGGUUGCCCGGAAUGGGUGGCGACGGCAGCGGCGGCGCGCCGGGCAGCGGCCCGCCGCGCCCGGCUGCGGUGCGCAACCGCGUGGCCGGCAUGCUGGACCGUGAGCGCCAGGACUGAGAGUGGGCAAGGCACGAAGCUGACAUAAUAUGUGUGUGACAGCAUAGCGCAAGACGGGCAAGUUCCAAUGAGUGACUACCUCAUCCAUAUAACAGUCCACAUGUGCCUGGAUUUUGCAAGCUCGAAUCGGUGUCGAAUGGUCUGAGACUGGAGGCUGUGCAGCCGUCUGCUGGGCAUGCAUUGCAUACUCUAUUGCCCAUCCAUGUUGCGGUGAGCUGAUACCGACUUGCUGGAUGCGCCACUGGCGCUGUGCGUGUAGGGACAAAAGGGAAGGUACUGCACGCGGCAGCAGAGAGUCGCGCAGGAUGGGUAGUGCCGCUGCUGCGCAUAGUUGUUGAGUGAAAAACAGUCUCACUGAGCAAGCUGUGUGCGUGUAACUGGUUGUUACUAGUGAAGGGUUGUGGAAUGUCGGGACAUGUCGGCAGCAUGACUUCUGAGCCAGUCUUUGUGCGUUCUCUCCGAAACUGCACACUGGCGGUUUGCUGAGUAAGCGUACAGUUUCAACAAAGGGCCGCAUGCGGACUCCGGACUGGCGCACAAUUUGGACGUUCAAAAACCCUUGUUGUCGUUAGACUCAUAAUAA